AGCUGGGCCACUGGCAGGAGGGAGAGUGAAGAUGGCAGAGAACAGUGCCCUGCCCACCGGCUUUGGGGAGCUCGAGGUGCUGGCUGUGGGGAUGGUGCUGCUGGUGGAAGCUCUCUCCGGUCUCAGCCUCAAUACCCUGACCAUCUUCUCUUUCUGCAAGACCCCGGAGCUGCGGACUCCCUGCCACCUGCUGGUGCUGAGCUUGGCUCUUGCGGACAGUGGGAUCAGCCUGAAUGCCCUCAUUGCAGCCACAUCCAGCCUUCUCCGUGUCUCCCACAGGCGCUGGCCCUACGGCUCGGACGGCUGCCAGGCUCACGGCUUCCAGGGCUUUGUGACAGCGUUGGCCAGCAUCUGCAGCAGUGCAGCUAUCGCCUGGGGGCGCUAUCACCACUACUGCACCCGCAGCCAGCUGGCCUGGAACUCGGCCAUCUCUCUGGUGCUCUUCGUGUGGCUGUCUUCUACCUUCUGGGCAUCCUUGCCCCUCCUGGGUUGGGGCCACUAUGACUAUGAGCCACUGGGGACAUGCUGCACCCUGGACUACUCCAAAGGGGACAGAAACUUCACCAGCUUCCUCUUCACCAUGUCCUUCUUCAACUUCGCCAUGCCCCUCUUCAUCACGAUCACAUCCUACAGUCUCAUGGAGCAGAAACUGGGGAAGAGUGGUCAUCUCCAGGUGAACACCACUCUGCCAGCAAGGACGCUGCUGCUCGGCUGGGGCCCCUAUGCCAUCCUGUAUCUAUACGCAGUCAUCGCAGACGUGACUUCCAUCUCCCCCAAACUGCAGAUGGUGCCCGCCCUCAUUGCCAAAAUGGUGCCCACGAUCAAUGCCAUCAACUAUGCCCUGGGCAAUGAGAUGGUCUGCAGGGGGAUCUGGCAGUGCCUCUCACCGCAGAAGAGCAAGAAGGACCGAGCCAAGUGAGCCUACCAUCCUGGACUGAGCCCCAGGCCGGGAGGCUGCCCCAGGAGUCCUGCCCAGCAGCCUCAGCAGCCAAGCCCAGACACUCACCCACCUUCCCCAAUGGCCCCGUGGAGCCUGGCCCUAGGCUGGACACAAGGAUUCAGAAAGACACCAGGCUGCACAGAAAGAGCCAGAUGGACCUGAGUGUCGGUCAUAGCCCUCUACACUCGAGGUUAAGAGGCUUCAGGAAAGUCACUCCUUUUAAAAAGUAAUAAUAAAUUUAAGGGGGUACAUUGCAGUUUUGUUACAUGGAUAGAUUGCCUAGUAGUGAAGUCUGGGCUUUUAGUGUAACCAUCACCCUAAUAAUAUGCAUCGUAUCCAUUAA
Molecule: messenger RNA, 1283 nt
Organism: Piliocolobus tephrosceles (Ugandan red Colobus)
Lineage: Eukaryota; Metazoa; Chordata; Mammalia; Primates; Cercopithecidae
Gene: RGR
Product: retinal G protein coupled receptor
Exons: 7
Coding region: 32-919 (295 amino acids)
Biological process (GO): visual perception; phototransduction; G protein-coupled receptor signaling pathway
Cellular component (GO): membrane
Molecular function (GO): G protein-coupled receptor activity
Source: RefSeq, a predicted model, not a curated record